CAGAACCGUCUCCAAACGUAGGGAGGGAUAUCUGCAGGACAACUUCUGAACCAAUGAGCAAACUACAGCUGCUCAUCCCCAUUAGCUCUGACCACCAAGCUGAAUGGUAAACUUGACCAGGAUACUGCUCACUUACAUAUACCUCCAUACUCCUCGUUGUUCCCUUAUCGUCAGAACACUCCCGAUCAACAAUCGUCGACACUCAUCAUGGCUCCAGUAUCUACUCAAGACCAGGCGCCCGCCUCCAAUGGCCACGUCAAGAAGCAGCCGGCUUUCAAGAAGACAGCGGGUGCUGCAGUCGACCCCGGCUUUACCGGACCGGCGAAGCUCGAGUUCAAGAACAAGUAUGAGGAGCGGGAAUACAUCAAGGGCCGACUUGCCUGCGCAUACCGAUUGCUUGGUCACUAUGGGCUCAAUGAAGGUCCCGCUGGACACAUUACAGUCAGAGAUCCCAUUGAGCCGGAAACCUUCUGGGUUAACCCUUUUGGAGUCGACUUCAACUUGAUCAACAAAAGUGAUCUCCUUCGAGUCGAUCACGAAGGCAACAUCCUGGACCAUGGUCGUGUCAAGCUUUUGAACAGAUCUGCGUUCCUGAUUCAUGGGGCAAUUCAUGCGGCCAGACCGGACGUCCAAUGUGCAGCGCAUACCCAUUCAGUCCAUGGCCGUGCCUGGUGCGCCCAAGGCAGGAAGCUUGAUUACAUCACAAUGGAAGCAUGCCUAUUUUGGAAUGACCACGUCGUGUUCGAAGGCAAGGGGCUCGUUCUGGCCGAAGACGAAGGUCGCGACAUUGCAGAAGCUCUCGGCGACAAGAAGGCAGCUCUACUUCGCAACCACGGAAUACUGACAGUGGGUCAGACAAUCGAGGAAGCAGUAAAUUGGUUUUACGCCCUCGACAAAGUCUGCUACGUUCAAUUGCUAGCAGAUGCCGCAGCCUCUGGUCGAGGUCUCGAAACGAGCAAGCUCAGCGAAGAAGAAGCUGAAUACACUCGUAAUUCAGUGGGCACGCCUAGAGCUGGUUACUUUGCCGGGAAAAUGAUGAUGGAUUUCAUUGAUGAGCUGACUGAGAAGAAGUAUAUGCAGUGAUUUAUUU
Messenger RNA from Pseudocercospora fijiensis CIRAD86, 1090 nucleotides. RefSeq lists its product as uncharacterized. The coding region runs from base 208 to 1083 and encodes 291 amino acids. NCBI's taxonomy places the organism in Eukaryota, Fungi, Ascomycota, Dothideomycetes, Mycosphaerellales, Mycosphaerellaceae. The transcript is spliced from 2 exons. Gene Ontology annotation, molecular function: actin filament binding. The record is from RefSeq and is a predicted model, not a curated record. Gene Ontology annotation, cellular component: cytoskeleton.